This is a messenger RNA of Schistocerca cancellata (South American locust), 318 nucleotides long. RefSeq lists its product as uncharacterized. Gene Ontology annotation, cellular component: cytoplasm; nucleus. NCBI's taxonomy places the organism in Eukaryota, Metazoa, Arthropoda, Insecta, Orthoptera, Acrididae. Bases 1 to 318 code for a protein of 105 amino acids. The transcript has a single exon. Gene Ontology annotation, molecular function: protein binding. The record is from RefSeq and is a predicted model, not a curated record.
AUGGCCAGCUGCCUCGUCAGCGCCGGCGCGGAGGUCGACGCCAGGACCAGCCUGUAUCAGCGCACGCCCCUGCACUUUGCUGUACUGUAUGGCCACGAUGGUGUGGUGCGGCUGCUGGUCGGCGCCUCUGCUGACCCCAACGCCAGGGAUUACGUGGGGCAGACGCCGCUGCACUGGGCGGCAGAGUGGGGCCAGGCAGAGGCGGCGGCUGAGCUCCUCCUGGCGGGGGCGGACAGGGGGGCCCGGGAUGACAAAGGCAGGACCCCCCUGGACCUCACCAGGAAGCAGCAGCUGGUGGAUAUGCUGACACAACGCUGA